This is a messenger RNA of Dryobates pubescens (Downy woodpecker), 4066 nucleotides long. It is a transcript of the gene SLC7A5, whose product is annotated as solute carrier family 7 member 5. The transcript has 10 exons. Gene Ontology annotation, biological process: amino acid transmembrane transport; neutral amino acid transport. NCBI's taxonomy places the organism in Eukaryota, Metazoa, Chordata, Aves, Piciformes, Picidae. Gene Ontology annotation, molecular function: neutral L-amino acid transmembrane transporter activity; L-amino acid transmembrane transporter activity. The record is from RefSeq and is a predicted model, not a curated record. Gene Ontology annotation, cellular component: membrane. The coding region runs from base 148 to 1734 and encodes 528 amino acids.
GCCUCGGCGGGAGGCGCUCGGCGCUCGCCGCCCACCGCCGCCGGAACAAAAGGCGCGGCUGCAUGGUGGCUGCGGAGCGCCUGGCCGCGCCCGCGCCGCUGCGAGCCCUUCUCCGCUUCCCGCUCCCCCGUUCCCCUUCCCGCCACCAUGUCGGGCAGCGGCGGCGGCAACGGCAACAGCGCGGUGAAGAAGAGGAGCCCGGCGGGCUCGGCCUCCUCGCUGGCGCAGGAGGAGGAGAAGCAGGCGAUGGAGAAGAUGCUGGAGGUGGCGAGCGGCGCGGCUCAGGAGAACGGCUGCGCCCGCUCGCCAUCGCCCUGCGGCUCAGCUGAGGGCGAGGGGGUGACGCUGCAGCGCUCCAUCACGCUGCUCAACGGCGUGGCCAUCAUCGUGGGCACCAUCAUUGGGUCCGGCAUCUUCGUCACCCCUACCGGCGUGCUGCGAGAGGCCGGCUCGCCCGGUUUCUCGCUGGUGGUGUGGGCUGUCUGCGGGGCCUUCUCCAUCGUGGGUGCCCUCUGCUACGCUGAGCUGGGCACCACCAUCACCAAGUCCGGCGGCGACUACGCCUACAUGCUGGAGGUGUACGGCUCUCUGCCCGCCUUUCUCAAGCUCUGGAUAGAGCUGCUCAUCAUCCGGCCUUCCUCACAGUACAUCGUGGCUCUGGUCUUCGCUACCUACCUGCUCAAGCCCCUCUUCCCUACCUGCCCGGUGCCUGACGAGGCUGCCAAGCUGGUGGCUUGUCUGUGUGUGCUGCUGCUCACAGCAGUGAACUGUUACAGCGUGAAAGCUGCUACUCGUGUCCAGGAUGCCUUUGCUGCGGCAAAGCUGCUGGCGCUGGCGCUCAUCAUCAUUCUUGGCUUCGUGCAGCUUGCGAAGGGUGAUGUGUCGAACCUGACUCCUCAGCACUCCUUCGAAGGCACAAAGGUUGAUGUGGGGAACAUCGUCUUAGCUCUCUACAGCGGUCUCUUUGCCUAUGGAGGAUGGAAUUACUUGAAUUUUGUUACAGAAGAGAUGAUCAAUCCCUACAGAAACCUGCCUCUGGCUAUCAUCAUCUCACUACCUGUGGUCACCUUGGUUUAUGUGCUGACAAACCUGGCCUACUUCACGACCCUGUCGACCGAGCAGAUGCUGACGUCCGAAGCCGUGGCUGUGGACUUUGGGAACUACCACCUUGGUGUCAUGUCCUGGAUCAUUCCUGUCUUUGUUGGCUUGUCAUGCUUUGGAUCUGUGAAUGGAUCUCUCUUCACUUCUUCCCGGCUGUUCUUCGUGGGAUCCCGAGAAGGACACUUGCCUUCAAUCCUCUCUAUGAUUCACCCCAGGCUCCUCACUCCCAUGCCAUCCCUCGUCUUUACGUGCAUCAUGACCCUGCUCUAUGCCUUCUCCAACAACAUUUUCUCAGUCAUCAACUUCUUCAGCUUCUUCAACUGGCUGUGUGUGGCUCUGGCCAUCAUCGGCAUGAUGUGGCUGCGCUACAAGAAGCCAGAGCUGGAAAGGCCCAUCAAGGUGAACAUCUGCCUGCCCAUUUUCUUCAUCCUGGCCUGCUUGUUUCUCAUUGCUGUUUCCUUCUGGAUGACACCCAAGGAAUGUGCCAUCGGCUUCGCAAUCAUCUUCAGCGGGAUCCCGAUUUACUUCUUCGGGGUCUGGUGGCAAAACAAGCCCAAGUGGGUCCUCCAAUGCAUCUACUCUGCCACAGUCCUGUGCCAGAAACUGAUGGAAGUGGUUCCCCAGGAAUCCUAAGCAGGAGGAGCAGGGACACUCAGCUCGAGGAACGCACAAUCCUGUUUUGAGACGACACAAGGAGAAAACGCUUCUGACCCCUCGCAGACGAAACCCUGGCACUGGAGCACCCCGGCGGAGCCACCUCUGCCUGACACCACACCUCUGGCUCUGCCUUGUCUCCUCCUGCCCCUCCAUCACCACCCUGUAACCUGGCAGAUGAGAACCCUGCAGUGAGAAGUCCUUGGUACGAAGGUGGGCCAGGAGGAGGAAUUCCUGCUGGCAGCUUCAGAGGGGUCCUGCCUGUCCAGCAGCAGCGAGUCCCAUCAGCAUCUGUGUGUGUGUGUGGUACUGAGGGCUGUGCUCCAGUUCUGUGUAGGCUGACCUGGUUUGGGUCUGGGAUCCUCCAGAUGAUACUAAAUGCGCCCCAUGUGAGUUUUGCCAGCUAUGCAAAUGUGCCUGUGUCUGGAGCUGGGACUGUUGUAGAGCUGCAGGGUGGUCCUGAGCCUGGCCCACCUGCCUUAGCUGGGCAGGGAGAGGUGGUUGGGAGGCAAAGGUUAGCUGAUGUUGGCUCACACACACACACAAACUCAUACCAAAAUACAUGCUGCUGGAUGCUUUGGACUCUGUCCAUUAGCAGUGACUUAGGUGAGACAAGGCAGAGCAGAAUUAGUGUCAGAGAAAUGAUGUGGGGAGGCCUCAUCUGACCUUCACUGCAUUCCUGACUAGAGCGCUUGGGGCCCCUGCCACUGUCUGGCUUGUAACUCUCAGAUCCAAGCCAUCUCCCUGCUAUUGAGGCAGUCCUCUGGAAUGCUCUUCACCAGAACACCCAUCCAUGGCCUGUGACUCAGCCCUGGGGCAGGUGCAAGCCUGUGGGUGGAAUUUCUCCUGAGAAACCCAGGGAAUUGCAAUAAGCAGAAGGCCAAGUCCUUGGCUUGCUCACUCCAUGUUUUUCUGUAGAUAAGCUAUUGACCAGCAUGGAAUGAGCAAUGUUAUGCUCUCCAGAUGACCUUUUUAUUGCCCACAGUAUGGUUCAUGUUCAGCCCCCAAACCAUUUGCAAAGAGAAAAUGAGGGUGGUGGGAUUCCCUUGGCUCCGUCCAUGGGGUCUCUCUGAGCAUUGCCUGUCACUAUGCUCUGCAUUAUGCCAUGCAGUGGAGAUGGGACCAGCUGGGUCUGGGGGUGUAGAAAGGGGCAGAUGUUUAAUUUUGAUCUGCUAUAGAUGGUCUGGUUUGCUUUAAGAAGCAGGGCCUGGGGCCUGGUCCUUCUUAGUGUAAAACUGCAGCAUCAAGUUUGGCCUGGUGAGAUCCCCCACCAACAUCCUCCCCUUCAGGGAGUGGUCUUGGAGCACAAACUAAAACCCACAUGUGAAAUCUUGGUCUGCUGUUGUGGGGCAGUCUCAUCCCCUGGGCCCACCCACACUUCCUCUAGUUCCCAAGUAGUGAAAACUGUCCCCUUAGGACCAUGUUACUUUGUGUGGUCAAAAGUGUCAGCUUUCCAGCAAAACUGCAGCUCUUGAACAUUUUGCUCAUUGUGCCUCUGCGCUUCAGGUGAUAGUUGGAAAUCAAAAGCAUUUUGUCCUCACAAGUGAACUUCAGUCUCUGCUGCAGAUCUUCUUUGUGCUUGUGCUUUGUGCAAAUGGGUUGUUGAGCUAUUUUUUUCUCCUCAGUGUUUCUGUCAACUAAGCUGUUGAGAAGCCAGGAUCCUCCAAGAGCUACAGCUUUCUGCUGGCUUCUCCUCAUAGCGUAGGGUUAUGCUGGAUGAUGAGGCAUUAAGGACACCAAUGGUACUAGCUGAUGCUUUGUCCUUUGAAGCUCUUUAACCUCAAAUAGUGUGUUAGAGCAGGUGGUGACUUCUCUUCUAGUGUCUGUGCCAAUAGCCAUGGCCAUGUCUACGUGCAGCUCUUUGCUAUUGCGUCACCAACCAUGUGUCUGCUUGGAGGCAGUGCAGGAGGAGUAGGUGAGACAAUCAUCACACUGAAAACCUUUGCUGUCAGGUGGCUUAUUCCGUGGCAACUUAAUGUAGAGAUACCCAAACCAGCUUCUCAGGUGCUGCUUUACCUGUGUCAGUGUUGAGCUCUCCUGGAGCUGAGUCAUCCUGUGGAGAGCUGCAGCUGGUUUGGGUGAUGUACACUGUGGAAGAACCCAAAGCUUACAGGCCAUGCCUGGCUCUUCAGGGACCUAUGUGCAAUGAAUUGGAGCAUCUCAGAUCCAGUGCCUGGAGAGAGGCAUUCACAUGAGUAAGGUUGUGCACCAUAAAACCUGGACUCAGUUCUGGGAAUCCUUCCAGAUGAAGGUUGAGAAGUUUGGGCAGAGUUGUCAUGGGAAAUCACUGCUUAUGCUGGACCUGUUGCAU